ACUUCCGGUCCGCCCUGUGCUCGUGAUAUCCGUUCCGCUCUUUUCCUGACCUCGGGAGCUGACACUCUAUUUCACCAGCUUGCCAUACCGAGACCGGCAGAGAGAUAGCGGGUAGGAUAUCAGGGACAUCAUCAUCAUCAUUAUAAUAAAAGGUCUUAUUAUUAUUAUUAUUAGUAUUGUUGUACCCUGGGUAUAUCAUCACAUAGACUCACAGUCUGAGCCCAGGAUUCAUUAGCUGUGUAUUAUAAGAUCAGCACAACAUAAAGGGUUAAUUCCCUGCCAUAUUCCCUUUAUAAUAGGACCAGAAAUGCCCUGUGUGGGAUAAGCUGAUUCCAUCCAUAUGGGACAACAUUCUAAAACUGGAAGUCACCAUGGAAACCAGUAUAAUGUGCUGCUGGCAACAUGUUUAGAACUUUACCCCAGACACAGCCCUCAAUGUAUUCUAUAAUAUUACCAUUCCUACACACAGCCCUCAAUGUAUUCUAUAAUAUUACCAUUCCUACACACAGCCCUCAAUGUAUUCUAUAAUAUCACCAUUCCUACACACAGCCCUCAAUGUAUUCUAUAAUAUCACCAUUCCUACACACAGCCCUCAAUGUAUUCUAUAAUAUCACCAUUCCUACACACAGCCCUCAAUGUAUUCUAUAAUAUUACCAUUCCUACACACAGCCCUCAAUGUAUUCUAUAAUAUUACCAUUCCUACACACACCCCUUUAAUGUAUUCUAUAAUAUCACCAUUCCUACACACAGCCCUCAAUGUAUUCUAUGAUAUUACCAUUCCUACACACAGCCCUCAAUGUAUUCUAUAAUAUUACCAUUCCUACACACAGCCCUCAAUGUAUUCUAUAAUAUUACCAUUCCUACACACAGCCCUCAAUGUAUUCUAUAAUAUUACCAUUCCUACACACAGCCCUCAAUGUAUUCUAUAAUAUUACCAUUCCUACACACAGCCCUCAAUGUAUUCUAUAAUAUUACCAUUCCUACACACAGCCCUCAAUGUAUUCUAUAAUAUUACCAUUCCUACACACAGCCCUCAAUGUAUUCUAUAAUAUUACCAUUCCUACACACAGCCCUCAAUGUAUUCUAUAAUAUUACCAUUCCUACACACAGCCCUCAAUGUAUUCUAUAAUAUUACCAUUCCUACACACAGCCCUCAAUGUAUUCUAUAAUAUUACCAUUCCUACACACAGCCCUCAAUGUAUUCUAUAAUAUUACCAUUCCUACACACAGCCCUCAAUGUAUUCUAUAAUAUUACCAUUCCUACACACAGCCCUCAAUGUAUUCUAUAAUAUUACCAUUCCUACACACAGCCACUCAAUGUAUUCCUAUAAUAUUACCAUUCCUACACCCAGCCCUCAAUGCUUAUUCUAUAAUAUUACCAUUCCACACUGGCCUCAAUGUAUUCUAUAAUAUUGUACCAUUUCCUACCACACAGCCCCUCAAUGUAUUCUACUCGUAAGCCACCAUUCCACCACACAUAGCCCUCAAUGUAUUCUAUAUCACGUACCAGUCCACCACAUACAGCCCAUCAAUGUAUUCUAUAAUAUCCCACCAUUCUACACACAGCCCUCGAUGUAUUCUAUAAUACCAUUCUACACACAGCCCUCAAUUGUAUUCUAUAAUAUUACCAUUCCCUACACACAGCCCUCAAUGUAUUCUAUAGUAUUACCAUUCCUACACACAGCCCUCAAUGUAUUCUAUACUAUUACCAUUCCUACACACAGCCCUCAAUGUAUUCUAUAAUAUUACCAUUCCUACACACAGCCCUCAAUGUAUUCUAUAAUAUUACCAUUCCUACACACAGCCCUCAAUGUAUUCUAUAAUAUCACCAUUCCUACACACAGCCCUCAAUGUAUUCUAUAAUAUUACCAUUCCCCAUUCCCUACACACAGCCCUCAAUGUAUUCUAUAAUAUUACCAUUCCUACACACAGCCCUCAAUGUAUUCUAUAAUAUUACCAUUCCUACAUACAGCCCUCAAUGUAUUCUAUAAUAUCCAUUCCUACACACAGCCCUCAAUCCAUUCCUACACACAGCCCUCAAUGUAUUCUAUAAUAUUACCAUUCCUACACGCAGCCCUCAAUGUAUUCUAUAAUAUUACCAUUCCUACACACAGCCCUCAAUGUAUUCUAUAAUAUUACCAUUCCUACACACAGCCCUCAAUGUAUUCUAUAAUAUUACCAUUCCUACACACAGCCCUCAAUGUAUUCUAUAAUAUUACCAUUCCUACAUACAGCCCUCAAUGUAUUCUAUAAUAUUACCAUUCCUACACACAGCCCUCAAUGUAUUCUAUAAUAUUACCAUUCCUACACACAGCCCUCAAUGUAUUCUAUAAUAUUACCAUUCCUACACACAGCCCUCAAUGUAUUCUAUAAUAUUACCAUUCCUACACACAGCCCUCAAUGUAUUCUAUAAUAUUACCAUUCCUACACACAGCCCUCAAUGUAUUCUAUAAUAUUACCAUUCCUACACACACCCCUUUAAUGUAUUCUAUAAUAUCACCAUUCCUACACACAGCCCUCAAUGUAUUCUAUAAUAUUACCAUUCCUACACACAGCCCUCAAUGUAUUCUAUAAUAUUACCAUUCCUACACACAGCCCUCAAUGUAUUCUAUAAUAUUACCAUUCCUACACACAGCCCUCAAUGUAUUCUAUAAUAUUACCAUUCCUACACACAGCCCUCAAUGUAUUCUAUAAUAUUACCAUUCCUACACACAGCCCUCAAUGUAUUCUAUAAUAUCACCAUUCCUACACACAGCCCUCAAUGUAUUCUAUAAUAUUACCAUUCCUACACACAGCCCUCAAUGUAUUCUAUAAUAUCACCAUUCCUACACACAGCCCUCAACGUAUCCUGUAAUAUAUCCACUCCCUAGUAUUAUUUAUAAAGAUUAUUGCCAGAUAAUUUUCACCCAAAAGAUGAGGAUUUACUUUUAUCUACAACUUUUCAUCUUUUGCUGUCUGUGGGUCUGAAACACAGAAUGUCUGUGCCUUUUACAAUGUUACAAUUAUUUUUUCACCUUUGUCAGAUUAUAGAAUUUCUGACAUGGGUUAUACAUAAGCCUGGAAGGUGAUGACUACAGUUAAAGUAGCCUUUCCCAAACCAGUCCCCAACAGUCCAGGUUUUAUCAGUAUCUCCAUUGGAAUAUAACAGGGACAUAUAUAAAUAUCGGAUUGUUGGUGGGCCAUGAGGACUGGUUUGUGAAGCAGUGGUUUAAAGGAUUGGGAGCUGUGGAAGAUAAAAAAAAAAACAGGCUUGUAUAGGCUUGUUGUCUGUGCUAGUCUCAAGGGCACUAAAUUGUAUCAAGCUUUGGACAUUUCCUGAUAGUAUACAGGGGGCACAGAGAUGGGUCUCUAAUGAGGAGGUGCUCCCUUUGAAGCAUAUAUGUGAGCUGUUUAUAAUAUUGCUUAUGAUGUCAAUAGGUACAACAUGUCCGUAAGUCCUAUACUGGUAUCAGGAUCGGGUACCCGCUGGCAUUUGGAAUGCUGGUUGACCGUUUUACCCCUUUUAUUGGGGAAUAAACCUUUCUAUUUCAGCAUGGAUUCCAAUGCAUUUUACAUAUAUUGAUUUGGUCAUGGAGUAAGUAUUGCUGGUAAUAAUCAAUACAGGAACUUGGAUCAGUUGUGGUAGUUUGUUUGUCCUUUUCAUGUCUGAUAUUUCAUGGCUGGUGCUAUUGUAGGUCUUGGUGAUAUUUGUAGUUUCCCCAAAAUUGAGUAAAUUGUUACAUGUCCUCUCCUCAGGCGCUCUGGAUGGAAGCCCGCUAAAGAAUGUUCCGGAAGGGGAAAAAAAGGCACAGCAGCAGCAGCUCCCAGAGCAGUGAAAUAAGCACAAAGAGUAAGGUUUGUAUCCUGAGGCCGCGGCUCCAUUUUGUAGCAAUAAAUCAGUUGGCAGAUGCAAAAAAGAGCUGGUUAGUAAAUAGCGCACUCUGUUGAAUAAAACGAGUGGCUAUUUUCAUUUCAUGCUCACGGAAAAUGAGUGAGCUAUCCUUUGCUCUGGCAUAUAUAUGUGAUAACAAAUGUAUCUUCCUUGAUAUUUUCUACAUUUACACUUACAUCUUUUAUUCAUAGUUUUUAAACUGAAUUCUACAUUUUAAAAGUUUUUAUCAUCAACCUCAGCCACAGCUUUAAAUUAUAUAAAUUUUUUGGUGUGUUUUCACAUGUUUCAUUUUCAUGGGGAAUGUCACAGAUUGUGUCCCAUUAUUCUAAAGACCCCAUAUUUUACAGUAACCCACAUUUAUAUCUUUGUCAGGUAUGUCAGGGACUUGUAGAGUCAGAUAACUGACAUGCCUUCAUUUUGACCUUACUCUUUGCUUGCUUCCCAGAGAUGCUAUUUAGUUUAGUGACACCAUUUGAGUCACUAUACUGAUCAGCGUAAAAAUAAAUGAUGCCGCACUGUUACAUACAGACCUAGGUGCUUCAGACCUGGGGCUGGCAAACCCAGUAUAGUCAUUGAAGAAUUAAAUAUGGUUCAGGCACUCCAGGUCUAUCUUCAAGCAGUUUUAUUGGACCAAGAAAUGCAAAUAUGGUUCUGGAGUGUCUGGACCAUAUUGAUUUCUUUGUUGACUAUACUGAGCAGCAUCACACUUUGACACAAUUCCUAAGAUUAGCUGAAUUUAGGAAGGAAACCUAACCCUAACUAUAGCUAACACCAAAAUUAUCUAACGUUCACACUGGCUAACCCUACACUAACCACUGAGCUCUACUUCAACGCUACAAACCAGACCUCUCUCUAACACUAAAUCAAAACGUAAACCUAAUUCUAACACAGAGAGAUUCCCAUUGUGAGUGCUCUAUACUGUGCACAGCACUUCACUGGUUAUCAUCAGGGAGCCAUGCAGCGAGACCCAAAUGGGAUCUUUUCAGACUGUGAGUUCUCUGUGGCUGUGUACAAUGGUUAACAGUCAGUAUGGUGGUUACUAAAUAUGGGUCUCGCUCUGUCAUUUUUGUCAGUUGCAUUGGGGGCACAGCAUGUAUUGCCUAUGUUGACAUUUUGCAUGUUUUAUUUAAUUUUAGUCUGUAGAUUCCAGCCUUGGGGGACUUUCAAGAUCAAGCACCGUGGCUAGCCUAGACACAGACUCUGCCAAAAGCUUUGGUAAGGACCUUCUCAUACUUCCCUGAUCAGUAUCUAAAUGCCUCCUCCCUUGAAUACUGGAAAUUAUGGAGCACAAUGUGUGCAUGAGAAACCAACAAUCUCACAGAUACAGUGUGGCCUCUCCCAGACAUUAUCCAACAUCUGUUAUACAUCCAGGCAGGAGUAUUGGAUUACCUAUCACUUCUGGGAGAACCUUCUAAAAGGAUCCAAAUAUUCCAAGGUGUUCGCAUCUUCACAAAGUUUUAUAUUGUUGUCGUAAACACGGCUUUCGUGUUUCAAAGUGAUUUAUAAACAAGGAUACGUUUGUUUUAGAAAUAAAAAAUAGAAAUACUGUGUAACUUUCUAAAAUAUUAUUUUUCUUUUUAUUAUUGAAAAAAGCAGCAACUAUUUUUCCUUUUGAAUCGGUGUAUUCAUUUAAUUUAUCAGAUUAGUGUAUUUUUCAUGUGAUAUAAAUAAAUAAGAGCACCUUUAGAAUAAAAACUAAAUAAAUGUAAACACACCAGAUUGGCCAUACCAAGUUCCUGUUUUGUUGUGUGUACUGUGCCUUUAAGAUCUUGCUGUCAGCUUUGCUGAUCUCACUGUAUGAUGUGACUAGAACACAGGAAGCAACCAUCCGUUUCUAGACCACUAGCAGAGUGCGGUGCAGAGCUAAUACUAGAUUAUCGGAGUAUCACCAACAUGCAAGUAAAGCAAGCUGCAAAGGACAAGGCAUUGUCAUUGCAGAAGAGAGGUACAGGAGGAUGAUUAGCCAGCGCUGGCUGCUGCCCAUGUGUUAUAAAUGUACUUUGUAUUUUAUUUAACAACAGUUCUAUGUGUUAAUUUAACCCUUUUUCUGUUUGAUGUUUGCAGGGCAAGGUGCUGGUAAUUCUGAAGCAAGUUCUGAGUUUAAGGUGAAAUAUGUGGGGUCUAUUGAACGACUGAAGCCCAAUGACUGCAAAACUCUGCAAGGACCAUUGGAUCUGAUCAAUUAUAUCGAUGUAGCACAGGUACUAGGCACGCAGACAGUGUGACAGUAACCCCAACUACUGUGGAAUGUUAUGUAAAGAGGAUCGUUGGGAUGUGCAUCUAUGGAGUUAAGUCUAGAAUCUCUGGAAGUCAGUCUUGUAACUGAUUAAUAAUGCACGAAAAGACAUGUGUUGUGCAAACAAUAGUGAAUCCAUGGCUUCAUUUUAAAGAGGAACUGUAAAAUCUGUAUACGUCUGCUGAAUGUUUCUGGUGUAUGUGUGCUACUAUUUUUGAAUUAUAAUGGAACUUUUUUAUUCUAACUUGAUUUAAAAAUGUUUGUAUGGAGUGGCUCUGUGGGCCUCCCAAAUACGUUUAGUCAAGGCUGUAGUCUGUGUACUCUUGGGGCGAUUUUCUAAUGAUAACAAUUUGUUAUAAAAACUUAACAAAUGAUUUAUCCGCAUUUUAGCCGCGGCUGGUUCUCUUGUUUACCACUAUAAUGUCUUAAAACAUAGAACUCAGCAGGGCUAACCACAACAGCACCUUAAAGUUCGUGGGAAUGUUUGUCGCUAAAUCAUUUGAAAUGUUUUACUAACAGAUUGUGAUCAUUUUAAAAGCUAAUUUCAAGGCCUAAAUGUUGGCUAUGGUUUGCACCUUUUUUAUUCAGCAUGUAUUUUUGACUUGCAUUGUAUUCCUGGCUGUCCUGGCACAGCUAAAGGAUACCAUGCAAUUUAUUUUAACCCCUACUGUGUCGUGUGCGUAGGCACAUACCUGUGUACGACCUCUGGAAAGAAUGCCCAAACAUGAAUGAACCACUUCGGGAGUGUCUUAGGGUGAUGUCUCUCUGGACACAGAACUAUUGUGCUGUUAUGGGAUGCAUUUUGUUUACUUGAACUCACCACACACCCCUGGGUUGAGGGAAUUCAGAUCUGUUACUAGAGAAAUUAAAAUUCUGCUUUAAUGUUUGAAUGUUCACAUUAAACAAAAGAUUCUCCCUCUUCCUACAAGUCUUUUAAAUUUGGGGAGAGGAGUCAGCAGGACUUGAUUUUGAGAUUCUGUUCAAGACAUUUGUCCAUGAUGGUAAAUGAAUUAUGGUAGAUUAAAGCUGAUUUUCCAUCACAGUACAGGUGUUACAGGUGUGAAAGCGUUGCAUGGUCUGGACAGAGAUUGGGUAUGGCUUGGAUUUGACAAGUUAGUGGGGUGCCACGGAGAUGCUGCCUUUUGUAUUUGUUCUAAAUGUAAAUAUGAUGUAAUUUUGUUUAACUUUUGUAUUGUAGCAAGAUGGGAAAUUGCCUUACGUGCCUCCAGAGGAGGAAUUUAACAUGGUCGUCUCAAAAUACGGGAUCAAAGUGGUAACAUCAGAUCAGUAUGUAAGUAACUCUCAUAAAUAAAGAGCAGGAUGCACUCAAAACUGUCCUACACAAUGCAGGAACGCUCAUACAUUAAAGGAACACUAUAGUGUCUGGAACACAAAUAUGUAUUCCUGACAUUAUAGUGCUGAAAUCAAUGCUUAGGUGCCCCGCCCUCUCCGUGGAGAUUAAAAAUUUGAAACCUACCUCUUCUCCUACGCCACACUGGUCUCACUGCGACUGGCCCCGCCUCCAUGGCUGAGAUCAUCAAUCUUGAUGAUCUCAGCCAAUCCAAUGCUUUUCCAUAGCAGCGCUGCCCCAGUCAGCAUCUCCUCUUAUGAGGCAUGUUCAGCAGAGAUGCUGAAUGCCAGUUCUGCACACUAUACAGCACUGACCCAGGAAGGAUCUCUAAUGGUCAUCUGAGUGACUUCCACGAAAGGUGUUACUUUUUGUUAGAGAAAAGGCAGUGUUUACAUUAAAAAGCUUGCAGGGAUAGGCUAUAGACACUAGAACAACUACAUUAAGCUGUGGUGGUACUGGUGACUUUAGUGUUACUUUUAAUUAGGGUUAUUCACUAAACUUCAAACUGUAGCCAACGAAAAUCCAAGUGGCAUAAUCUAGGCUAAAUUAGCGAACAUUGAGAAAAUAUUGAACCCCUCUGUAGCUUUACUUUUUCAAUCUAAACUAUGCCAUUUGGAUUUUCAUUAACUACAAUCUGGAAUUUAGUAAACAACCUUGAAUAUCCGUUCACCAUAUUACAUGAUGUAAAACUAAACAUAAUACUGCAACACUUGUUGAAUAUAUUAGUUCGUUUGAGAAGGUUGAAUAAAUUAGUUAGUUUGUAGUAAUCCUCUAACAAAGAAAACCCAGUAAGAAAAUUAAUAAUCUUUUUGCAUUACCUAAAAAGUAACACAUCAUGGAUCAAAUGGAAAAAAAGUGCCUUGUGUGUUUCGGGCUGUAUCACCCUUAUUCAUAAGAUGUAUUUCAUCUUUGCUAAUAUCACGAUCAGAUACAUUUAAAAAACCCAUUAUAUUCUCUUCGUCUCCAGGAUCUCGUCUUUGUCGAUCUGGUCUUCUUCUGUUUGUCUUUUCCUUUUAAUUGAAGACCAAUUAGAAUCCCUUCUUUUUUCCAAACUCGUUUUAGAGAUAUCCUGAUCUCCCCUUUUUGUCCUAAAAAUCCCCUAGAAAAAGGUAAUCUCGGAGGUAAAUGGUCUGGACUAAUUCUGCACUUCGUAGUCCUUUUCUUCAGUCCCCGACCUUUUAGCAUUCAUCCAUCUGCAGAACGUUGGUACGGACAUCCAAAUACAGUGGCACAACACUAUUCUUUAUAGUUGCCAUAAUCCCUUCUAUUUUGUUUCUUUUUCUUACUGUUUGUUGUAUAUUUUACACUUUACAUUGUUUCAUAUUUAACCUUUUUUGGGGGUAGUUUUGCCUUAUUUCCUAUAUUGUCUUCUAGUAAAUAAAAUGAAUAAGCAGUAAUAAAAACAAAAAAAGCAUAUCAAUCCUAAUGUACGAGUAUACUCAACAAAAUACUAUGCAUGCCAUAUUUAACUCACUGUAGUCAUACCACUGACUGUACCUCCUUAACCCCUUAAGGGCACAUGACAUGUGCUAUGUCAUGAUUCUCUUUUAUUCCAGAAGUUUGGUCCUUAAGGGGUUAAAGGGACACUAUAAGCACCCAGACCACUUCAUCUCAUUGAAGUUGUCUGGGUGCAGUAUCCCUGUUCCUUUAACCAUGCAAUGUAAAACGUUACCAUUAUUGAGAAACAGCAGUGCUUACAUUGCAGAGUUAAGGCUGCCAUUAGUGAAUGUUUAUCAGACAGCCACGAGAGAUGCUUUCUUCAGUUUCAUAGUGUUUGACUCUGUGAAACGAUGCUGGAUGCCCUUAUGCAUUGCAUGAGGACGUCCAGUAUGUUGAAAAACCCCAAAGGAAAGCAUUGAGUCCUUGCUUUCCUAAGGAGAAGGACUAAAGUGCGCUCACCAUGCAAUGCAUAUUAGCUUCCUGGAUUGCGUUGACGUCGCCAGAUCCAGCACCGAGGCACAUCGAUGCUGGAACCUGAUAAGUAUUUAAAGAUUUUUUUUAACCGUUUACAUGGCUGGGGGAUGCGCAGAACAGAGGGACACUAUAAUGUUAGGAAUACAGCUUUGUAUUCCUAACACUAUCGUGUUCCUUUAAGCUCCUAGAUUAUUUGUGUCAUAUGAAUAUUGGACUGUUCUAAGAACCAACUUUGAUGGUUUAACCCUUGUGAUCCUGUGUUAUCAUAUUGAAAGCUCAGAAACUCUAGUUACUCCACCAAACUUGCUUUCCAAGUAUUUAUAAAUGUAUUUGAUUAAUAGAAAUACAAUGUUAAAAAUAAAUGAGCACUUACUAUGUAUUAUUUUCCAUUUCAGGAUGUUUUGCACAGACAUGCACUUUAUCUUAUUGUCAGCAUGGUGUGUUAUGACGAUGGGCUGGUGGCUGGAAGGAGUUUGUUGGCGUUAAAGACCAAAGAUCCAACUGAGGAUCAAUACAGUCUGUGGGUGUAUCAGUGUAACAAUGUGGUGAGUCUAUUUACAAGCUCUAUAUACCUCAUAUGCUCUUGUUGUGUGUACACAUUUUCUUUAUUAUUUUUUUUGCACUCUGCCAGAGAUUGACAGCCUCCUUUCUCCUUCAAAACCGUAAAGAAAACUUAAAAUGUCAUAGUAUUCCUACAGUCAUUUGACUAUACUUACUGUAUGUGGGCAUUGCACUGAAAUGCAGACUAGUAAUGUCUUCAAGGAUCCUUACAAGUACCUGCAAGAAAGCUAUUUGACCAUUUUUAUUUAUCUAUUUUUAUUACACCUACCAAACAUGAGAAAUAUUUUAUAUUUGCUUUUAUACUAACAUUUCAGGCCCAUUAUGAAAGAUUGCACGAUGAAGGCUACUAUACAUUGUCUAAAGCGUUUCUCCUCCAGUGUUUCUUUUGUUACAAAAUUACAAGAAUAACAUUUACAUUAUUAAUUUUUAGAUUAAUAAUAAAAAUACACCAUUUCUAUAAUUUAUAAUCUUAACUACAAACAUUCCUAAUAACAUUCAUACUGCUACAUACUUCAUUUAUACAGUCGCGGGGGGAGGAGGAUUAUGUCCUAUACCCUAUUCUUUAUUGCUUACUUCCCAUUAUAGUAAUCUUUUUACGGAUAGACAACUCCAUUAGCAAAAGAAGAUGUUUGACAUUUGUCCCAAAAAAAUUAAAAUGGACUCCCUCGAAUGUUCAUUAAGUGAUAUCCUUUCUCCAUUGAGCAGUGAUAGUUGAUGUGAUUUUUUUUUUUUUUAUCUCAUUCCAAAUUCUCACUAGACACAUUUAAUUGUCAACAAAAUAUGAAUCAUUAAAUAAGACAUAGAUUUCUCGCAUUGGAGGUCUAAAUGGAAAAGAAAGAGAUGUGGGGUCAAAGGAAUCUCUUUUUCCCAAAUGUCUAUCAAAAGUCUUCUGAAGUUUGCUUUUAAAGUAUCUAGUCCUGAGCGUUGCAACGAAAUGUAGAAAUGAGAUCCUUUAGCAUUAUUGUAUCUCCAACAUUGGUCGGAAAUCUGUAAUUUUGUAGGAACCAUAUACCACCUAUAUAGUACUUUAUAAUAAAGCUCGAUCAAGUUCACACAAUGUGUAAUUUGUUUAACCCUCUUUAAACUCUGUUUCCAGGAUUGAAUAUCAAAUGAUUUUUUUACGAUCCAGUUCCCAUUUUAUUAUCGUAGAUUAUUUAAUAAGUUUCAGAAAUGCACAGAAACUUGAGUGAGCGAGAUAUUCUCUUCAAAGGGUUGUGAUUAUCUAAAAAGUCAGUAGUGUCGUUAUGUUCAAUAACUUGUUUUGUAUCAAAGUAAUUUUUUUGGUCAAUCUUUGUUUUAUUGAGGCAGAAUGAAGAAGGGGAGACGUACGUUUUUCAUACAGGAUAGGGAUAUGAUAACACAUUUUAACAUCUCCUGUGAGUGACAGCCUCAUUUUAUAUUAAUUAAGCUUUCCAGAAUAUUAAUAACAAGCAUAACUUAAUAAUGAUUAACGUGGCUAGACAAAAGUAGAGUAUGAUAUCAUUAAACGUGAGUAGCUCCUUGGCGAAUCUGCCACUUUAACAGGAGGAUGCUCAGUAUCCAAGCUAGGUAUAACAAAUAUCGCAAGAUGCAAAAGGUUAGGCAUAAGCUUAUACAAAUCGAUUAACACUAUAAGUUGAAGGUUUUGUCAUGCUGAUUAAACCACCUCGCCUCCACCGCACCAUCAAUGCCUCUGGUUAUGCCAGUGGAGGCCAAAAGAGUGUGCAGCCGAGCUGAGCAGGUUAUACAAAAUGUUGGCACCCCGGAUUAUUGGGUGGUAAGUGACUAUAAAGAUUAGUAUGCAGGUUUAAAAAUAGUAGAGGGCAUGUUAGCUAAGUCAUUUAACGUGAAGUGAAAACUUAAACAAUAUGUCCAUGAUAUGUGGGUGUGCAGCUGCUGUCGCCCUCUGAGUAGUUCUCAGGAUAUAAGUGUAGGCCCAUGAUAAUCCGAUUCCUGUAAUCCGCAACUUUGAUGCUUGGCCACCUGUUGUCGAACCGUCCAUGUUUGGUAGUGUGGUGGUGAGUUUUGGGGGGUCCGCCUGGGCAGCGCGAGCAAGUUGAGGCCUCAUCCCAGGUCCAGGCCUUGUAACCGGUCGGCAUCUUCUCCCCACAGACUCGGGAGCUCAAUGAGACCGUGUCUUCUCUUCUUCGGGCGCUAUGGAGGGCCGGCGGCGUGCGGUCUUCGUGCUAUGUGGGCGAUGCUUUGGAGGGAGUCUCGAGUGAGAAAAAAGCCAAUCCAUUAGUUAAAUUAAAUUUUUUCCUUAUGUUUUUAAUAGUGGUCCAUGAUGCUUUAGUAAUUGAAUUCUUUAUAAUUUUUCCUAAGGGACAACAGUUAUUAUUAUUAUUAUAUUAUUUAUAUAGCGCCAGCAAAUUCCGUAGCGCUGUACAAUGGAUGGACUAACAGACACGUAAUUGUAACCAGACAAACGGACGCUCAACUCUCCAGUGUUUUUAUAAAGGUCGAAUGAAUACCUUAAAAUUAAUAUUGUUCAAAUGUUUGCCUGAACAUCAAUUUGUUGCAUAAUUGUGUUUUGACUUAAGAUAUGAAAGAGUAUGGAAAUGGAGAAGAGAGAUGGAUGUAGCAGCAAAGAAUGCCUAGGAAACAUUUUGCAUUAACUUUCCAUAUUAUUCAGAAAAUAUUUCAAUGUACAAUUUCUUCUAAAGGUGUGAAUUAUUCUAUGCAUUCCGCAAAAUUACAAUACCUCAUAAGGAUUAUAUACAACACAUCUUAAUUCAACGUUUCAUAUUUUUAUGCAAUUUUUUUUUAGAAAUGUAAUUUCACAGCAUAUACUUGUAUAGAAAUUGAGUAACAAAUUGUAGUUUUGGUCAUGGUACACCCUUCAAUUAACCCUUUCUUUGAUGUAGGAUCAGGCACAGGCCAUCUGCAAGGUCCUGUCCACGGCAUUUGAUGCAGUGUUAUCUGAGAAAGCAAGAGCUCCUAUGGAAUAGACGUCUCUGUGCAACAAUAUCCUCAGAAGUGCCUUAGCAAAGGGGCGAUCAAACGAUCGCAAGCCGUUUACCUUUAUUGGACCUAACCAUGCAGAAUCUGUUUCCUAAAUCCUGGACUGUUGCUGUGCAUUGAGGACUGGAUUGGGAACAACUGACCAAAUAUAUUGGACACAGAUAGCAUCGGUGGACAAAUACUUCUGUGCAUCCUUGUAUUUCAUUGUGUGUAUAUGUGUAUAUAUCUCUUAUAUGCAUAGUUUUAUCCGUAAAGGAACACUAUAGCGUCAGGAAUACAUAUAUUUGUCACCUAGAGGUGACUAGGGCCCUGUUCCGGGGCGAAUAAAUGGUAAAUCAACCAUUUAUUUGCUUUCCUUAAUCCAGCACCGGGCUCCCUCGGCACUGGUGACCUCUCUGAAAGUGGUAUGUUUUCAGCUGCAGGGUUAAAACUAGGGGGACCUGUCACCCAGACCACUUCAGUGAGCUGAAGUAGACCUUUAAUAAUUGUAGCUGAAAUUAUCACUUCAGCAUUUCUAAUAAUGCCUCUGCACAGGAUUUCUGUAAUAUACAUUUCUAAGUGCUGGUUAGUUGAAAUGGCCAUAGCUGCAUUGUUUUGUUCCUCCAAACCUCUCUUGAUGACAUAAAUUAAGUUAUAUAUUUUUUGUAUUUUGACAGGUACUGUAAAACCAGAUAUUACAAUUUACUAAGCGUUCAUAUAGUUUUAUUGUUUGAACCAAUGAACCUUAUUUUUAAGCACUGUUACUUGAUGCUGAUAUUUUAUUACGUGCAUGUUUCAUAUACUGUGCUAUAGGGGCUUUAGAAUCCUAUAUAAUGUAAUUCUUUUUAUCUAUGAUGCAUUUGGUUCCUCAAUAUUACAUUCUCGUCUAGCUACAGUCAUUGGCUAUUUGAGCCAAGGUCGAUGUCAUCACACUAGUCUGGUCUCUAAAAGGCUUUUCCCCAAUCUAGAAUAAGCUGCUCAUUUUGGGACAUCCUUGUUGUAUGGUGCUGCCAAAAAAGUAGGAUAUUCCUUAUUGAUAGAAAAUCUUUUCGGACCGGAUUGUGAUUGUGUAAAGAAAUAAUAGUUACACCUGUACUGUUAUGAGUCUGAAUACCGGGUUUGGUCAGCCUUAAAGGUACAUUUCUUAACCAGUGUGAACUUGGUGAUUGGCCAGAUCCAAUACCCAUGGUCCUUCACACGGGUAUAAUUACUCGGAAAGAAUUACCACAAUGUCCGAAGCUCAAAUCCUCACAACGUACAAGCAGUAGCAUUAUUUAAUAUAAACAUAUCUGUCCUUAGUGAAGCAUUGGGGGUCAUUUUUUGCCAUAUGUUACCAAUGGUACUUUUUCAAUAUUUAUACUUAUAUAAUUGAUAUAUAUUUAUAAAUGUAAAACGGAAUCAGAUUUCCUUUUACCUCUCAUCAUAUAAUUCUAUGUAUUGCUAAAUUAUUGUAAAU
This is a messenger RNA of Pelobates cultripes (western spadefoot toad), 14308 nucleotides long. The record is from the annotation of a GenBank genome assembly. Lineage: Eukaryota; Metazoa; Chordata; Amphibia; Anura; Pelobatidae.